Molecule: messenger RNA, 2145 nt
Organism: Bemisia tabaci
Lineage: Eukaryota; Metazoa; Arthropoda; Insecta; Hemiptera; Aleyrodidae
Source: RefSeq, a predicted model, not a curated record
AUGGACAGAGGUGCAGAUGGCCAAGGCAUUGGACUCGAUCAACGCGAAAGAAAAGACUUGUCGAAGCAGCCGGCCGCUACGUAUGGUAUUCCAAUUGGGACUUUGUACAGACACAAAGUGACAGGAUUGGUGAGCAAAAAAUUAGGUAGAUUUACCUGUACAUUUCCCUCAGAAUUUGAAAAAGAGUUGGUCAAUCAUGCUAAACUUCUGGAUGAACGAUUCUACGGACUGACUCGAGAAUCUCUUGGAAAACUUGCGUAUCUUUUAGCUGAGGCAAAUCAUAUUAAACAUCCUUUCAAGAAUGAGACUGCCGGUAGAGAUUGGGUUUUCAAAUUCCUAGAACGUCACCCGGAGCUGAGAUUCCGUAAACCAGAACCUACAAGCAUCGCUCGAGCAGCUGGUUUCAAUCGCCAGGCAGUUGACCGCUACUUUGACAAUUUAUUAAGCGUUUAUCGAGCACUUGGGUUUCAUUUAUCUGCUAGCGAUGUGUAUAACAUGGAUGAGACUGGUGUGCAUACGACUUCAAAUAAUCCACCAAAAGUGCUCUCUGUCAAAGGGAGGAAGCAAGUCGGUGUUAUUGCCUCUGCAGAGCGAGGUCAAUUGACUACCAUCAUUGGAUGUGUGAAUGCUGCAGGUGUUUACAUCCCACCCUGUUUCAUAUUUGGACGCAGGAAAAAUGUAACAGAAACCCUUAAAAUAGGUGCGCCCGAAGGCUCAGAAUUUUGGUGCUCGGACUCAGGUUGGAUCAAUAGUGAUCUCUUUUUAAAAUGGAUGAAGUUUUUUAUCUUAAAAUCACACGCAUCGCCAGAAAGUCCAGUUCUUCUUGUCCUUGACAAUCAUGGAUCUCAUGUUAAUCUAGAUGCUGUAGAUCUCGCCAAAAAAUCAGGGGUGCACAUGGUGACGGUGCCUCCACAUACUACCCAUAAACUUCAGGUUUUAGAUGUGGCAGUGUAUAAGCCUUUUAAAAACAAUUUUGAGCUAGCUAUUGAUGAUUUUAUGAAAAACCCUAAAAACGUCGGGGUAAGAAUCGCGCAAAAACAUGUAGCUGGUUUCGUGAAUAUAGCAUACUCUGGCUUGACAGCUCAGAUGGCCAAGAACGGUUUUAAAAAAUGUGGCUUAUACCCGCUCAACAGAAAUAUAUUCAAAGAUGAAGACUUCGCCCCAUCUAAGACAUUCCACAUUCCGGAACAGGAAAACAACGAAGCCAAAGUCCUUGAUUCUAACGAGACUUCAACCAACACUAACUCUAUUGGAGCUGAGGGGGCUAAAGAUAGUGAUUUGCCAAAUGUUACUCCUAAUUUACCAGUAUCUACCGCUCCCAGCUCAAUUGACGAUGAUGAAACUCUCAUCCGCAAUGCGGAAGCCAUAGUUUUGGAUGUCUGUGAGUUACUGGGAGAUGAUUUUUCUGGUCCACUAAAUUUAGAUUUAGAUGUUAUGACAGCUGAUCCUGUAACUCUCGCCACGGAAGCCCUUCGCUCAUUUGAUAUUGAAAUUCCUCCUCUCUCUGAUACUAAGGACGACGGCUUACUUGAAACUACUGAUGUUCCUGUGUCAAGCGCUGUUUCUGAGGCGCCUAAAAGCAACUUCAGCAAUGAAAAUCCUGAAUUGAGCACUCCUUCAAGCUCGAAAGCACCCCCUCCACAAACUCCAAAGUUACUUGUUUCGCCUGCAGAUAUUCUCCCACUACCCAAGAAAACUGAAAACUCUGUCAAAAGAAGGCGAAGCAAUGCCCAAAGAUCAGAAAUUUUAACUAGUUCACCUUUUAAAAAGAUUCUACUAGAAAAAAUUGCUGAAAAAGCUGCCCCAAAGAAGAAGGUCAGGAGAAAUUUGAGUAAGUCUAUGCCUCCAUCCGAAGAAUGUGCUCCAAAGGAGACCGUAAAGAAAGACUUAGUCGUGUCUGCACCUGUCUCCAGAGGAAAAGGGGGUAGGAAGAAAAACAAUCAGCUGAUGAAAGAAAAUCAGCCUCCGCAGGAAAACAACGACACUGAAAAUGAAGAAACGUUCUGUAUUUUCUGCUCAGAAAAGUACGUAGAGCCUCCAACAGAGGACUGGAUUCAGUGUGAAGUCUGCAAAAAAUGGUGCCAUGAGAAAUGUGCUGAUCCUACUGCUCAACAAUAUGUUUGUGAUAUCUGUGCUAACAAAUAG